GGAGGAGAAGAGGGGGAGGGGGAGGGGGAGGGGAGGGGGAGGGGGAAAGGAAGGGGGAAACGUAUCAAGAUGCUGCUGCGGUCUCAUGCGAUGACGUCAACGAUGGCCAUGGGUGGAGGAAGGAUCGCCGCCAUAGCCAGCGGCAUAUCAASCAACAAAMARAGYAUGCGGAAGGAGGUGGUAGGAKCGGGGAUCGUGCCACGUGUCGGUGUAGGAUUAGAGAACGAAUACGACAAAGAUGGAGGAGGAUGGGAAASUAAAACGAAGACAGAUGGGUGGACGGCUAAGGGAGGAAGAGGAGGGGAUAUUGGGAAAGGGAGGGGGAGAGGGCUGGUGAUGACACGUGGCAUCGGCGAUCUAUCAAUGAAACRCAAUGGAAGUCCUYUAGGAUUUAGAUGUCGGAAGAAGAUAAGGAGUGGAGCCAUGGCUAUGGCGUCUGCGGAGGAGAAAGUAUGGUUCAGAGAAGCUGGAGGAGGAGGAGGAGGAGGAGGAGGAGGAGGAGGAGGGGGUCCUGUACUUAGUCAGAAAUGGUUGCAAUCGUCUUCCUCUUGGAGGGAAGCCAGUCGAUCACCGUUUGAUGGGGAAGAAGAUCGACUGGGACCAUCGGAUCCCGACGCUGCCGAUCAUCUGGAAAGGGGCACAACGACCGUCGAUGGGGAUCAAUUAACAUUAAUGGAGAGAGAUACAGAUGUGGGAGGAAAGGGGGGGGGAGGGGGAGGGGGAGGGGGAGAGGGAGGGCAAGGAGCAGGAGUGAGGAAAAAAAAAGGGGAUGGUAGAAGUUCUGUUCCUGCGAUCUGGCGCCGACGGGAGAGAACGGCCGCUCCUCCCUUCCCUCCCCCCUCUCAGCAAACGGCGGGAAAGCAAACGGCGACAAACGGCCGAUCGCUUGGAGAAGAAGAGAAGAGCACGAACAGGAGGUGGGAAGGCAAGCAUAGUAAUCGUACUACCGUGAUUGCGCACGUGGAUGCCUGUCAAGAGAAACGGAUAAGAUCGGAUUAUGACGACAUGGACGAUGAUCGUGGUGUUGGCCAUCGUCGACAUGAGGAUGAUAAAGAUCAUCUUGAUGAUUGUAAUCCUACUACUAAUACUGACGAUUAUCAUGAUGAUGAUGAUGAUGAUGAUGAUGGUGGGGGGCAGAGGAGGAGCAAGUUGAGGAUUACCAUCUCGGAGCAGAAUGCUGCUAAGCUGUCCGCUGACUCGGGCGGUGAAGACCGCCACGUGGUUCUUAUGCGCGAGAUUGCUGAUGGUAAUUGCGAUCCCGAUGACAGGUCUCGAACUACUGCCGUCUAUCGGCCGGGAGAAAUAGAUGAAAUAGAUGAAUCUGUUGCAGAAAGCUUGCCCGCUGAUGGUACUCUUAACCAGUGGGACAGCUUGCCCGCUGAUGAUACUCUUAACCAGUGGGACAUUUUUUUGGGUCCCAGAAACGGAGUGCCCGUCCCAGUUCUGCACAAGCGGGGAGAGCGGCGGAGACCCAGACACGACGGAGGUCUGGAUCGGGAUGCGGAUGGGGAUCAGGCUCGAGACGGAGGCGGGGGCCGGGGCCGGGGCCAGGCUCGUGGUCGAACGAGAGUGGAAAGUGCUGCCAGUCGGAAAAGGAACGAAGUUAAAAGCCUCACAGGGCGCAACGAUGCUGACGUGGAUGCUGACGUGGCGGCUCGAGAUUGCUGCGGCGAUGACACGUGGACACCCCUUGGGCUCGGACCUCAGGAACUCCGAUUGAAGUUGACUUUGACCACUGGACAGAGUUUCCGGUGGCGUGUCACAGGGCCACAGGAAUACACGGGAGUCAUCGGCAGGCACCUCGUGACCCUAAAACAGGGCCCUGAAGAUGUGUUAGUUCAGCUCCACAAUCCAAAAGACAAAUUACAUGCACGGCCUGCGAGAUCUGCUGCUGGACAGUUGCUGACUGUGAUGGCGACCGGUUCUGAGGCUCUGCCGAGUACGUGCAGGCCCAGAGAAGGAGGAGGUUCAGGCGCGGGUUCUCCCAUGACGAUUAGCAGGGAUAGCAACACACGUGGAAGCUUCAGGGGUAAAGGGAAGGACAUCAUGGACCAACAACAAGGAGACAUGUGUCAGCAGCAGUUGGAAGAGAAGAAGCUAGAAGAAAAUGAGAAUAUCUGCGUGUGGGAUGCACUUCACGAGUACCUGAACCUCGAAACCUCAUUGCAGUCAUUGUGGAAACAAUUCUCAGCUGCUGAUGCCAGAUUUGCGGCUUUGGCGCCAUUUCUUCAAGGGGCCAGAAUGCUCCGGCAGCUCCACUCUCCAAGCAAUCUACAUUUCCUGGACUCUAGAAGAAAGGAGAAGAAGAAGAAGAAGAAGAAGAAGAAGAAGAAGAAGAAGAAGAAGAUGGAUGCCGAGCAGAAGAAGAAGAAGAAGAAGAAGAAGAAGAAGAAGAAGAAGAAGAAGAAGAAGAAGAAGAAGGGGGAGGAGGAGAAGAAGAAGAAGAAGAAGAAGAAGAAGAAGAAGAAGAAGAAGAAGAAGCAGAAGAAGCAGCGACGGGAGGAGAAGAAGAAGGAGAAGAAGCAGGGACGGGAGGAGAAGAAGAAGAAGGAGAAGAAGGAGAAGAAGCAAGGGGAGGAGGAGAAGAGGAGGGGGGGACUGAAACUGGAAAGCCAGUAAUUGUUUAGGUGGAUGCACUCUGCACGCAGGAGGAAGAAGAAGAAGAAGAAGAAGAAGAAGAAGAAGAAGGAGGAGGAGGAGGAGGAGGAGGAGGAGGACGAGGAGGACGAGGAGGAGGAGGGUUGCACUUCUGUGUGACAUUUCUUCAAAGGUGUAUUCUCUGUGUGAGUAAAGACUUAUACAUCUA
Messenger RNA from Chara braunii, 2806 nucleotides. NCBI's taxonomy places the organism in Eukaryota, Viridiplantae, Streptophyta, Charophyceae, Charales, Characeae. The record is from the annotation of a GenBank genome assembly.